AUGUGCGACCAGCAACAGAGGCAGCCCUGUCUGCCACCCCCAGACUGCUGCGUGAAAGGGUCUUCUUUUGUCCCCUCCCCAUCCUUUGUCCCCAUAAAAGGCCAGGCCUCUGGCGAAUCUAAUGUAGGCUCAGGAAAGGGUCAAGCCCCAAGUCAGUCCCAGAUAUGCUAUGUUCAGUGCCAGGCCCCAUGCCAGGCCCAGGAAUCCUAUGUAGAAUACCAAGUUGCACAGCCUGUCCAGACCGCCUAUGUACAAUGCUCUCCAGUUUGUUGUGCUGAAACUUACUAUGUGCAGUGCCCAGCUGUGUGCCCCGUGGAGACCUAUGUACCAGUCCCAGCUCCUCAACCAGUUCAGACUUAUGUGGAGUACUACCCUCAAUGCCAGACUCAGGGGUAUUACAGCAGCAGUGCUCCUCAACGUCAGUCUCAGGGGUACUAUACCAGCUGUACCUCUCAACGCCAGUCUCAGUACUAUGGCAGUGGUGCCCUUCAGAGUCAAUGUCAAGGAUCCUACAGCAGCUGUUCCCCUCAAAUUCAAUAUCGCCCCUCUCGGCCUGCCUUUCGUAGCUGCUCUCCUCCACGCCGACCUCAGCCAUCCUAUGUCAGCUGCACCCCUCCACGCACGUCUCGGCCCGCCUAUCGGAGCUGCUCUCCUCCAUGUGUCCCUCCGCGAUUGUCAAGGCCUGCUUAUCAGAGCUGCUCCCCUCCAUGUGGCCCUCCAAGCACGUCUCGACCUGCCUAUCAGAGCUGCUCCCUUCCUCCAUGUACAUCUAGGCCAGCCUAUCGGAGCUAUUCACCUCCAUGUAGCCCUCCACCCACGUCUCGGCCUGCCUAUCAGAGCUGCUCCCUUCCUCCAUGCACAUCUAGGCCCGCCUAUCGGAGUUGCUCCCCUCCAUUUAUCUCCUCACGCAGGUCUAGACCCGCCUAUCGGAGCUGCUCCCCUCCAUGUGGCCCCCCACGAUUGUCAAGGCCCACCUAUCGGAGCUGCUCUCCUCCUCGCAGAUCUCAGUCUACUUAUCCUUACUGUACUCCUCCACGCCAAUCUCAGCCUUGCUAUAAUAGCUGCCCUGCUAGGCGUCCAGCUUCAGGGUCUUCCCAGAGGUGUGGUCCCAAAUACCGUGUAGAAAUUUCCUCUCCCAACUGCCCUGCUCAGGUCCCCCCAAGGAGGCAGCCUGUCCAGAUCCCCCCUAUCCGACGCACCUGCCAGGGUUCUAGUACACAAUAUUCUUGUAGCGCUCCCUGCCCACGUCCACGCCAAGAUUCAUGGUCACCCCCGGAACGACGGCAGAGGCCAUGCCCACUCCCAGCUCCGCGCUCAUGCUGGCAACCGCGCCCUGAACCAUGCUCUGCACCCCGGCCUGAGCCACGGCCUGUACCACGGCCCGAACCAUGCUCUGCACGCCAGCCCGAGCCAUCACCACGGCCCUGUUUGGAGCCCUAUCCAGAGCCUUGCCCUCAUCCAGAGCCACCACACAUAGAAUCGCAUGGCCCUAGCAGUCCUUGUAACUACUCAGUACCACGUCCGUGCCCACCUUCUUGGCCAUGUUCUCCUGGCUGUCAUGAAUCUGAUCCUCAUCACCUAGAUAUCGAGCCACCUCCCUGUGGCCCUGCUGGAUACAAUGAGGAAGAAGUCUUUGGUCCUGCAGGAUGCUCAGGGCAGCAAGAUACAGGUGGCUGUGGUACCAAAGGCGGAGUGAAGAGCUGCUAUUUCUAA
Dromiciops gliroides (monito del monte) is the source of this 1713-nucleotide messenger RNA. RefSeq names its product keratinocyte proline rich protein (gene KPRP). The record is from RefSeq and is a predicted model, not a curated record. The transcript has 4 exons. Bases 1 to 1713 code for a protein of 570 amino acids. Lineage: Eukaryota; Metazoa; Chordata; Mammalia; Microbiotheria; Microbiotheriidae.